CGAAACAAAAUAAGAACAACACGCAGAGGCACGCACACAGCUGCACGUGCGGUGACAGACGUCUCGUGCGAAAUUUGACAGUUCUCUUCGGAGGCGGCUUUUUGCGGAAAAUUACCCCCAGCAUUUACGAUGGAAGUGGAAACAACGAAACCCUGCUUCAAAAGCAAAGAUCUCUCCGAGGUUAAUCCCAUGGGAAAGAAGCGACAGUGGAAAUCGCUGAAGCAAAUUUUGGCCCACGAGAAAACCCUACCGUGGAAGGAGUCGGACAUUACCUAUUCAUCAGUAAACGCUCCACCUUCGCUAAAGCCGGCGAAAAAGUAUUCCGACAUUUCCGGCCUGAUUGCACCGUACACGGAUCCACACUCGAAGCUGCGGUACCACAACGUGGAGGAGUACCAAACCAUCCGCACCUUUCCGAUGGACCUUACCGCCGGCUACUUGGCGCUGCGUGGUGCUACGAGUAUUGUGUAAUAGCGCUAGGGAACAGUCUUUAUUAAGUAUUAAAUCUUCCUUUAUUUUCGAAGAUCCGGAUUCGACAAUCUUACAAACCUAACAGUCACCGAUCAUGAUCCUUAUUCACUUAAGCUUAAACCGGGAACAGGCGUGUAAAAGUAGAGAAAAACGGUCCACCCCCAAUAUCACAACCGGGUUUCACAAAAUGUAUCACUCUUAAAUCAGAGCGCUCGGGCGUAGCACAAGCUCUCCACCACCGUACACAGAACGCGGAAAAUGGAAA
This is a messenger RNA of Anopheles merus, 736 nucleotides long. Its product is annotated as INO80 complex subunit C. Gene Ontology annotation, cellular component: Ino80 complex. Gene Ontology annotation, biological process: chromatin remodeling. The record is from RefSeq and is a predicted model, not a curated record. Bases 130 to 471 code for a protein of 113 amino acids. NCBI's taxonomy places the organism in Eukaryota, Metazoa, Arthropoda, Insecta, Diptera, Culicidae. The transcript is spliced from 3 exons.